AUGGCAGGAGCCGGAAUUUCAACAGCGAGUGGAAUACCAGAUUUCCGAUCACCAAAGACUGGCUUGUAUGCAAACCUAAAAAAGUACAAUUUACCUUAUCCUGAAGCGAUCUUUGAUAUAGAUUAUUUUCAAGAUAAACCUCAACCGUUUUAUACCCUUUCAAAAGAAAUGUGGCCAAGUCAUUUCAAACCUACGUUAACGCACUCUUUCUUUAAGUUGUUGGACGACAAGAAGAAACUACUGAGAGUGUUCACCCAGAAUAUCGAUACAUUGGAACGAUUGGCUGGCCUUUCGGAAGAUCGGAUCGUAGAAGCACAUGGAUCGUUUGCACAAUCGAGAUGUAUUAGAUGCAAAAAAGAAGUAGAACAAGAUUGGAUACGGGACAAAGUCAUGGCAGGUGAAGUAGCAUACUGUCCACAUUCAUCCUGUCAAAGACUUCAAACGAAAAGUUCAAAUCGGAACGCAUGUCUCGUUAAACCGGAUAUCGUCUUUUUCGGCGAAGGACUACCGGAUAAAUUCUUUCAGUCUCUAAACGAUCUGAAAAAGGCAGACUUGCUCAUCGUUGUUGGUACGAGUCUACAAGUUCACCCUUUCGCUUCACUCGUCAAUCAUGUCAAGCCAAAUUGCCCGAGAGUUCUGCUCAAUUUAGAGCGGGUAGGCGAAAUUGCCUCUUACGGCCAAAAGGGUUCCGGUAUGCGUGGACUGAUGAACGAAGACGGAUUCGAUUUUGAAGGAUGGACAUUACCUAGCAGUAAAGGCAAGGAGCACAUCAGAGAUGUAUUUUGGGAAGGUAAAUGUGACGAGGGUGUACUUCAACUGGCCAAGGAACUAGGUUGGGAAGAUGAACUGCGUGAUUUGCACAAGAAGACCUGCAAUCAGCUUGAUCUUGAUAAUGGCACGAUAUCGGAACAGAAUGAUAAAACACUCAAAAAAGCAGAAGCGGAAGCCGAUAAAGUUGCAAAUGAACUUACUGAACAAAUUGCUAAAUUGGACGUAUCGCAAUCAAAGGAAGAAGAACAGUCUGAAAUAAAACAAACUUCACAAAUUCCAGCCGAAUCGAAAGGGAAAAACGGACCGUCUUCACUUUAA
Meira miltonrushii is the source of this 1089-nucleotide messenger RNA. RefSeq names its product NAD-dependent deacetylase sirtuin-2. NCBI's taxonomy places the organism in Eukaryota, Fungi, Basidiomycota, Exobasidiomycetes, Exobasidiales, Brachybasidiaceae. Bases 1 to 1089 code for a protein of 362 amino acids. Gene Ontology annotation, molecular function: histone deacetylase activity, NAD-dependent; NAD+ binding. The record is from RefSeq and is a predicted model, not a curated record. The transcript has a single exon.